This is a messenger RNA of Exophiala viscosa, 381 nucleotides long. Its product is annotated as prefoldin beta subunit. Gene Ontology annotation, cellular component: cytoplasm; prefoldin complex. Lineage: Eukaryota; Fungi; Ascomycota; Eurotiomycetes; Chaetothyriales; Herpotrichiellaceae. The coding region runs from base 1 to 381 and encodes 126 amino acids. The record is from RefSeq and is a predicted model, not a curated record. The transcript has 2 exons. Gene Ontology annotation, biological process: chaperone-mediated protein complex assembly; protein folding. Gene Ontology annotation, molecular function: protein-folding chaperone binding.
AUGGAAGACGACAGAAACAAACUGCAGACUCUGUCAGAGGCUCUGCAGAAGUUUCAAGACGAUCUUCAAGGUGCUGUCGAGGCACGCCAGAAGCUUGAGGCCCAACAGCAAGAGAACAAGGCGGUGCAGAAAGAGUUCACAUCUCUGGUCGAUGCUGCAGGAAUCUACAAACUCGUCGGUCCAGUGUUGUUGAAGCAGGACAAGACCGAAGCUGUGAGCGCAGUCGAAGGUCGUUUGGAUUUCAUUGGCAAGGAAAUUACCCGGACCGAAACAAGGAUCAAAGAGUUACAAGAGGGCAGUGAGAAGAUGAGAAUGGAACUGAUGCAGCUGCAGCAGAAGUUGCAAAUGGCAGGACAGGAUCAGCUUGAAGCCACUGGGUGA